Durusdinium trenchii is the source of this 1222-nucleotide messenger RNA. NCBI's taxonomy places the organism in Eukaryota, Dinophyceae, Suessiales, Symbiodiniaceae. The record is from the annotation of a GenBank genome assembly.
ACCGGCUAAGGAGCUAGUCACUCAGUUGAUUUGUUCCGUUGGUGCCAUGGCUUCACAUGGUGGCAUUUGCAGCCUGUGGUGAGGGGAAAGAUGGUUGAGUUUUCCCCUGCCUAUUGUGGUGGGACGGAUGCUUCAAAACUAUUCGAGGUUCGUUUACAAUCAGAGGCAUCAAUCAGAGACAACAAUGGGAGGACUAAACGCCUUCUGCCACCGACGAUUCCAACAUUACCUCUUCGGCGCACGAGCCCCCGAAGAGUUGUGAAAACAUACUUCGUGGGGGUUUUCCAGUCCUCAGAGCCCAAAAAAACCCGUGGGACAAAGAAAGUGAUCGAAGGAUCUGAAGAGCAAAGAGACAACACUUGCGAAGAGACAGCCGAAAUUGAGCAUCGAAUCGCAUACCGGGCGGAACGAGCAAGCCGCUAUGCUUCUGAUCGUGCCUUCCCAGUCCUCACGAGCAACGAUAUUCUUCCAGAAUGGCAGGGUCAGAGUGAGACACCCAAAGGCAUUUCCAAGCCGACUCUUGUUUUCCUGCGUCGAAAGAAAACGGUUGAACUUGAUAAAGUAGGUGACAAAAAGGAGCGAACACCAUGGCGGCCAUCUGCUGGCCGCAAAGCUCCUGAACAUCCGGCGUACAUGUCUUCAGCCCCAGGCCCUCAAACAGCGAGGGCACCAAAAAGACCAGUGGCUGACCGCCGAAAGUCCCUAACAACCAAGGAGUUGGAAACUCAUGACAAGCGUGAAGCUGGCAGAAAGCGAGCCUCCGAGCUCAACGAAAGAGUCUUAUCAAAUGUACGCCGGAACAGUACACAAUCUGUAAGUCUGGCGGAAUUCCAUGACAAGAUCCGGAAAGCUGGGGAAGCUAGCAGAGCAAAGGAUGAACCACCAGAGAUUGAAGAUGAGACGGAGAGAGGCACCGGCGAAGGCAGUGAAGACGUGCUCAACAAGUUGCCGCCCUUGAACUUGAGCCGGGUGUCCUUCUAGGCCUUCUGAAGCUACAGUGCAGCACAUAGCUAAGGCCUUGUGCAUUGAGAAUGUAGGUGUAAAUGGUUUCACAGUGGUCAUUCAUUUUGGCAAAGCCAAAAAUUCAUGGAUGCAUCGAGCCAAUGCAGCUAGCAUCUCAGGUGCGAGCUAGUAUGCGUCUGCGUCCAGGAUUUUUGAGAGAACUUCUAGACUUUUGGUCGGCCGUGACCAUUGGCAACCUUGAUGACACAUUAGCCGCUCA